Messenger RNA from Sphaeramia orbicularis (orbiculate cardinalfish), 4782 nucleotides. RefSeq names its product netrin receptor UNC5D-like. Gene Ontology annotation, molecular function: protein binding; netrin receptor activity. Gene Ontology annotation, biological process: axon guidance; netrin-activated signaling pathway. Gene Ontology annotation, cellular component: membrane. The record is from RefSeq and is a predicted model, not a curated record. NCBI's taxonomy places the organism in Eukaryota, Metazoa, Chordata, Actinopteri, Kurtiformes, Apogonidae.
UGGAAGCUCCGCACCACUUUCCAUCUCUUCCCUCCGCACUGCGAUUCCGCGAGGUGGCGGCUCACGUUGCGGACGCUAAAAACUCGAGCCCACACUUCUUUGGACGCGGCGGGUUCGCGAGGGCACGGAGACGUGUGGGAAAGGUUUGGACCGAGCAGACGCCAAAUGCCCGAGACCCGCGGCCGCUGCCCCCGGUCCCGAUGGGGAGGAGGACGAGCAGAGCAGCAGUGAUGGGACAGUUUUCCGGAGGAUGCUACUUGAGUUUGGGCAUCCUUGUGCUUCUAGGUUUGCAAGUUGGGACCACCUCAGCCAGAGGUCCCAGAGGUGAAUCUCUCCAGCAUGGCCAGUCCGGGACCCUACCCCACUUCCUGGAGGAGCCUGUUGACGCUUACAUCGUCAAGAGUAACCCCAUCAAGCUCCGGUGUCAAGCACGACCCGCUCUUCAAAUCUUCUUCAAAUGCAAUGGUGAAUGGGUCCAUCAGAGCCAGCACAUGUCUCAAGAGCACACUGAUCUGGGGACAGGGCUGAAGAUCCGCGAGGUGAUGAUCAACGUGUCCCGUCAGCAGGUGGAGGACUUUCAUGGUCCGGAGGAUUACUGGUGUCUAUGUGUUGCCUGGAGUCACCUGGGAACGUCCAAGAGCCGCAAGGCAACUGUCCGGAUCGCAUACCUAAGGAAGAACUUUGAGCAGGACCCCCAAGGCACUGAGGUGCCUCUGAAUGGCAUGAUUGUGUUGCACUGUCGUCCCCCAGAGGGAGUGCCCGUGGCUGAGGUGGAAUGGCUGAAAAACGAUGAGGUUAUAAGCUCAGAGGGUGUCGUUGAUACAAGAGGCGACCAUAAUCUUAUCAUCCCAGAGGCUCGACUGUCUGACUCGGGGAACUAUACUUGCGUUGCCAGCAACAUUGUGGCCAAGAGACGCAGUGCCACAGCAACUGUUGUUGUUUAUGUGAAUGGAGGUUGGUCAUCGUGGACAGACUGGUCACCCUGUAAUGUACGCUGUGGUCGUGGCGUGCAGAAACGUUCCCGCACUUGCACGAAUCCUGCUCCUCUCAAUGGGGGAGCCUUCUGUGAGGGCAUGUCAGUACAGAAAAGCACCUGCAACACUCUGUGUCCAGUGGACGGCAGCUGGGGAGAGUGGAGCGAGUGGACGGUGUGUAGCGCAGACUGUGAAAGGCAGCGAACCAGAGAGUGCACGGCUCCAGAGCCCAAACAUGGAGGGCGACUGUGUGAUGGCGUGGCAGUGGCCGCAGACAACUGCACCGGCGGCUUGUGCACACAGAAUCGAAAACUGUUACAUGAUCCAAAGCCACAGGGUGUUGAGAACAGCAGUGAUGUGGCCUUGUAUUCGGGCCUCGCUGCAGGUGUGGUGACAGUGGUGUUGCUGAUUAUUGCUGUCACCCUGUACCGAAGGAGCCAGAGUGAGUAUGGUGUCGAUGUUAUCGACUCCUCGGCCCUAACUGGGGGCUUCCAGUCCUUCAGCUUCAAGACAUCUCGACAAGCAAACCCUCUGUUGAUAAAUUCAUCCAUGCAGCCUGAUCUGACAGUGUCACGUACCUACACCAGCCCCAUGUGCUUUCAGGACUCCAUCGACAAAGAGCUGAUGGCCGAGCGCUCGCUUCUUGACCCCUUGCCCGAUCUCCAGGUCAAAGGGGUGGCAGAAAGAGCAGAAUACCACGUCAUGUCCCACCCUCAGACAUUUCCGAGGGGUUUAGCUCCAGACUAUAGAGGGGUUGCAGUUGGGACGACACUAGGCAGAAGAGGAAAGAACCUGUUCACCCCACAAGUCUCACUGACUCUCAACAGGCCUCUCCACAAAGCUACAGCAGUGUUUGGGCAUGCAGGAGGCAAGCUGGUGGUGCCUAACACAGGUAUUAGUCUGUUGGUGCCUCAUGGAGGGAUCGCAGAAGACACUACCUGGGAAAUGUACAUGAUCAUCAACCAGGAGGACAGCAGUACUCUGUCUGAUGAUGGGUCUGAGAUCUUCUUGAGUCCAGCAGUCACAUAUGGCCCACCAGGCCUGGACCUGUCCUGUCCCAUUGCCAUGACCAUAGCACAUUGUGCUGAGGUUUCUGCUGAUAACUGGACCAUCCGGCUAAAGAGACACAUGCAGGACAACAAAUGGGAGGAAGUGAUGUCCGUGGAUGAGGAGAGCACUUCCUGUUACUGUCUCCUGGCGGCUCAGCGGUGUCAUGUGCUGUUGGAGCAGCCGGGUCGCUACGCCCUGGUGGGGGAGCUGCUGAACCAGGAGGCUGCAAAGCGACUGAGACUGGCUGUGUUUGGCAGUCCAGAUCCCAGCAACGCUCUGGGCUUCACCCUCAGGGUCUACUGCGUGGAUGACACGCCCCAUGCAUUUCAGGAGGUGGCAGUAACUGAGCGCAGCAGGGGCGGGCGGCUGCUGGAGGAGCCUAAAAUGAUGCUGUUCAGGGGGAACACUUUCAGCCUCCAGGUGUCCAUCCAGGACGUCCCACAGUUACUCUGGAGCAUCAAGCCUUUCACCACCUGCCAGGAGUUCUCCUUUACUCAGGUGUGGGCCAGUAACCAGCAUCCCCUGCAGUGUGCCUUCUCUUUGGAGCGAUACAGCCACUCCUCGUCUCAGCUCUCCUGCAAGAUCAGUGUCCGACAGGUCAAAGGCGAGGAGCAGAUACUGCAGAUCUAUACAUCUGUGGUGGAGAAUGAAAAGGGAGUGGUUCCUUUUUUCACUCAGUCGGACUGUACCAUCACCUCUCAGACAGGGUCAAGGGCCUUUAAAAUCCCCCUGUCCAUCCGUCAGCGGAUUAGCGCCACUUUUGACACCACUAAUGCCAAGGGGAAGGACUGGCAGCUCCUGGCUCAAAAGCUCCACAUAGACAGGAACCUGUGCUACUUUGCCUGUCAGGAGAGCCCAUCAUCAGUCAUUCUGAGUCUUUGGGAAGCCCAGCACCAGGACUCAGGAGACCUGGACUCUCUGGCCAGUGCCCUCGAGGAAAUUGGCAAAGUCCAGUCCUCCAGGACCGCCACUUUUGGCUGCAAUGAAGAAGAGCUGGACUCUGAAUUCACUCAACUUGGGUAGGGCAGUGGUCCUGCAUCCUGCAGAUCACGAUGAACCUUUCCUGCAUGACCACUGGUGAUCUGGUGUACUAGCUAAAAUACAAUGAGGAGAGGGGGUGCAGAAGGACACCAGGGAAGCUCUGUAUUGGACUGUUAUUAACGGGACACCUCUGUUAAAAUAAAGGGUACAUGCAGACAGACAGAAACAAAUGAGAAAAAAGCUAAUAAAUGAGGAACAAAUGGAGAGAGACUUCAGUUUUCUGUUGCAACACACCAACAAACCAUUUUGAAAAAGGGAUAUAAGCUCUCACCCUAUCUUUGACUGAGAAGCAUCAGCUCCUGACAAGAUCGAUUUCAGUAACCUGUAUUCAAGGAUUAUGGAUAUCUGUGUUAGAGGACUCUGCACAUAAGAUUGAGUAUGUUUUCGACAGACUGCCAAUCAAUCAUGCCGUGUUGUGACCUUGCCAGGAUAGGCCAUGCUGGGUACUUGCCCUCCGACAGUCCUCUCUGCUGUCAAAAGAUUCAGUGUAAUGUCAUCCUUUUGCCCUUUUUCUGGUAUUCUACGCCACCUCUAAGAUGACUGUUUGGUUAGGUGAAAAACAGGAAGGAGUAUUGGAUCGAUGUUGGCAAACAGUUUGUCGACUCUUUAAGGCCAGAAUCCUGAAUCACAUAGUGAUGACUUUGUGAUUAUUUCCACUGAUUUUUAGAGAAUCUGUUGAUUUACAAAUGUUAAAAAGGAACAUAAUGAUGUGCUAGAGAAGCUUUCAUGGUGUUAAAUUGGCAUAAAUUUCGUGGAUUCAAUCAAUAUGUUAAAAAAUCACUACCAUAUAAUGUGCAGCAUCCUGUUUCAGCCCCACGGUCAGCACAUGUUGUCAAUGCAAAAGCAGCAUAACAUGAUAAAUCAUACAAGACAGUCAGUGGAAACAUUUAAAACCCACCACACUGUUAUGGUUGAUGACUCAGUGUGCACUUUUUGGACACCGUGGGGCUGAAUUUUAUUUGACUUUGCCAUUUGAUUUUAACUCUUCUUAAUGUGUGGCUUGACUGGAACUGCCUUUUUUCAGAUUGCAUUUUACAACAGACACCUGGACAGCAUUACUUGGAGAACGGUCCACUCUCACUCAAUCUUCUCUGUUUUUUAAAAUUUUUCCUCCCAGGCAGAGCCAGCAUCCACUUGAACAAAGAUAUCCUAACUAGGAAUAUCCCUCUAUUAAUUUGCUCCACCUGUCCCUAAACUUAAUAAAGUGACUUUGUGUUGAACUCUGUGUUGGUUCUCUCUUUUCAUCUGCUUAAUGAAUUCAACUCUUGGCCACACAUCCCGUACAUACAAUGGACAAAUCAGCUGCAGUCAAUCGCUGAAAAAAAAAAAAUGUAUUCAGCAGAGAGAUGAAACAGAGACCCAUGCAAAGUCCAAUUUGUAGAGAGAUGUAAAAGCAAUGUAAGCACUUGUUAAGACUUUGAUUUGCCGAUCAUUGCCAAUUUACGAUGUUGAUGUUAAAUUGUGAAGCUGUUUUAACCGCAACAAAAAGGAAAUCUAGCUUGGACUGAAGUAGUUCUUAAAAAAAAAAAAAAAAAAAAAUUCCCAUUGAGACAUAACGUAUCUUGCAAGAGAUGUGAUUUAUAUGUGAAAGAGGCUUCAAUGUAUCGUAUCUGUCUCUGGGUUCUUAACGUGAUCAAAUUUGCAGACCGUACAGAGUGUUAACUCUUUGGAUUGGCCUAGCUCUUGUAAGGGGGAACUUUCUUAAAACUACUUGAAU